Messenger RNA from Xyrauchen texanus (razorback sucker), 2006 nucleotides. Its product is annotated as protocadherin gamma-C5-like. The record is from RefSeq and is a predicted model, not a curated record. Gene Ontology annotation, cellular component: plasma membrane. Bases 140 to 1999 code for a protein of 619 amino acids. The transcript has a single exon. Gene Ontology annotation, biological process: homophilic cell-cell adhesion. Lineage: Eukaryota; Metazoa; Chordata; Actinopteri; Cypriniformes; Catostomidae. Gene Ontology annotation, molecular function: calcium ion binding.
UGCACGAUUUAUUAGGCUGAUCACCACAACGAGGAUACAUUGAGUAGACGUCGUUAUUUGGAAAUGAAGAAUAAUAUUUCGAUUAUCUUUGGAAUUAAGGAACAGAUUUGUUGAUGGAAAUAUCAAGCACAAAAGAGAAAUGAGACCCUGGAGGAUCGGAGGGUGGAAAUGGGCAGCGCUUUGGCUGUUCGGUUUCUCUUUAUUGUGGAAUACAGUUGGAGCGCAGAUUCGCUACACAAUACCUGAAGAGUUAAAGGAAGGAUCUAUCGUUGGGAAUAUCGCUAAGGAUCUUGGGUUGGACAUUUCAGGUAUCGCCGAGCUUAAGUUACGGAUAGCAUCCGAGGCCAAUAACCAAUAUUUCAAUGUAGAUUCAGGGAAGGGUGAUCUGGUAGUUAAUGGAAGAAUAGACAGAGAGACGCUCUGCGGACAAAGCGUCAGUUGUCUAAUGCCAUUGCAGAUCGUUAUUGAGAAUCCAUUACAGAUGCAUCGUGUAGAAAUAGAAAUUCAAGACAUUAAUGACAAUGCGCCGAUCUUCCAUACGAAAGAUGGUACGUUAAAAAUAUCUGAACUGAUUGCUCCAGGCGCACGAUUUACCCUUGAAAUUGCCGAAGACCUCGAUGUUGGUGGCAACAGCUUAAAGACAUAUUCACUGAGUAAUAACAAUUAUUUUCGUCUUAAUGUAAAAACUCUAAAAGAUGGAAGAAUAGUACCAGAGCUUGUGGUUGAUAAACCUUUAGAUAGAGAGAAACAGUCCAUUCACAAACUAAUAUUAACAGCUCUAGAUGGUGGUAAUCCAGUCAAAUCUGGCACAUCUAUAUUGCAGAUAAUUGUUCAAGAUAUCAACGACAAUGAACCAAAAUUUGAAGUUGAUUCAUACAAAGCAUCUGUUCUAGAAACAGCCAAUGUUGGCUCAAGUGUGAUACAACUAAAAGCCACUGACUUAGAUGAAGGUCUCAAUGGUGAAAUACAGUAUUUAUUUUGUGCGCACACGCCUGAACAUGUCAGAAGUGAUUUUAGUGUUGACGCUGAAACCGGUGAAAUCAAAGUAACUGGAAAUCUAGAUUACGAGACUAAAAAAUCUUAUACGUUUGAUGUCUGUGCUAAAGACAAAGGUAAUCCAGAGCUAGAAGGACAGUCGUCGGUUCAGAUAGAUAUUAUAGAUGAGAAUGACAAUGCUCCAGAAAUUAUCCUGACAUCUUUACCGAGUCCAGUUCCUGAAAAUGCGACAGUCGGAACUGUGGUGGCUUUGAUUAACAUCAAGGAUUUGGACUCUGGUAAUAAUGGCAAAGUUGAGCUAAUUGUCUCUCCGGGUGUUCCUUUUAAAUUGAAAUCCUCAUUUCUUAAUCAUUAUUCGUUGAUAACGGACUCGUUUCUAGAUUGUGAAUUUAAUUCUGAAUAUAAUGUAAAAAUAGUGGCCACGGACUCCGGUGUACCACCUUUAAAAUCUGUCAAGACUGUCAAUGUAAAAGUAUUUGAUGUGAAUGACAAUCCUCCAGUAUUCUCACAGUCGUCAUAUAACGUUUACAUAAAAGAAAAUAAUCAGGCAGGUGCUUCAUUGUUUUCUGUAUCUGCAUCUGAUAUUGAUCAAGACAAGAACGCAAUACUCACAUACUCAAUUCUAGAUUCAAGUACAAAUCAAGUUCCAGCAUCAUCAUAUUUUUAUAUUAAUUCUGAGAAUGGAACAAUUUACAGCAUGAGCUCAUUUGAUUAUGAGAAAAUGAAACUGUUCAGUGUUGUAGUUCAGGCUCAAGACCAUGGCUCUCCAUCUCUGAGCAGCAACGCCACAGUUCAUGUGUUUAUUCUGGACCAGAACGAUAAUGUCCCGGCUGUUAUUUACCCCUCAACAUCCAUGGGGUCUAUUUCUCACCAGAGGAUGCCCCGUUCUGCUAAAGCAGGACAUCUUGUAACUAAAGUAACAGCAGUGGACGCUGACUCGGGUCACAAUGCCUGGCUUUUUACAGGCUCGCAGAGGCCACGGACGCGUCUCUGUUCAGUGUGAAUUUACA